UGCCAGUUGCGGGUCUCCCCUUUCCUCUCCGUGUCCCUUCUUUUCCCUUCCCUCUCCCGCCGUGCCCCGGCGGCCCCUCCCCGUCCGGCCCCUCCUGCGAGGCGGCGGAAGAUGGCGUGGGUGCUGAAGAUGGACGAGGCGAUCGAGUCCGGGCUGGUGCACGACUUCGACGCCAGCCUCUCCGGCAUCGGGCAGGAGCUGGGAGCCGGCGCCUACAGCAUGAGUGAUGUUUUGGCACUGCCUAUUUUCAAACAGGAGGAUUCCAGCCUUCCUCCAGAAAAUGAGACCAAACAUCCACCCUUCCAGUAUGUUAUGUGUGCUGCGACAUCUCCGGCAGUAAAAUUAUAUGAUGAAACUCUUACAUACUUGAAUCAAGGUCAGUCCUACGAAAUACGGAUGCUAGAUAAUCGGAAAGCUGGAGACAUACCAGAAAUCAAUGGAAAACUGGUGAAGAGUACUAUAAGAGUUGUGUUCCAUGAUAGAAGGUUGCAAUAUACAGAGCACCAGCAGCUAGAAGGAUGGAAAUGGAACCGCCCUGGGGACAGACUUCUUGACUUAGAUAUUCCAAUGUCUGUUGGAGUCAUUGAUAUCAAGACAAAUCCAAGCCAGCUCAAUGCAGUUGAAUUUUUGUGGGAUCCAACAAAAUGUACAUCUGCUUUUAUUCAGGUACAUUGUAUCAGCACUGAAUUUACCCCUCGUAAACACGGAGGAGAGAAAGGAGUUCCUUUUAGGAUUCAGGUUGACACGUUUAAACAGACAGAAAAUGGAGAAUAUACAGACCAUCUGCAUUCAGCCAGCUGUCAAAUUAAAGUUUUUAAGCCAAAAGGAGCAGACAGAAAACAGAAAACAGACAGAGAAAAGAUGGAAAAACGAACUGCACACGAAAAAGAAAAGUAUCAGCCUUCGUAUGACACCACAAUUCUCACAGAGAUGAGGCUUGAGCCUAUAAUUGAAGAUGCAGUUGAACAUGAGCAGAAAAAGUCCAGCAAGCGGACUUUGCCAGCAGACUACGGUGAUUCUCUGGCAAAGCGAGGCAGUAUAGAGUUGACUAUAAAGCACACAUCGAAGUUGGAAGACUUCCAGUGCUCACCAUGGCCUGAUACUCCUACGACAUUUGUAAACAACAGCCCUACUCCUGCUCCAACCUUUACCUCUGCUCAACAUAAUACCUACAGUGUCCCAGACAGUAAUUCCUCCUCCCCAAAUCAUCAAGGAGAUGGAACCUCUCAAGGAUCUGGAGAUCAGCUUCAUCCUUCAGCCACAAUCCAGGAAACUCAGCAAUGGUUGCUCAAGCAUAGGUUCUCUACUUAUACAAGGCUUUUUUCAAAUUUCUCAGGUGCUGAUUUAUUAAAGCUGACAAGAGAAGAUCUGGUACAAAUCUGUGGUCCAGCCGAUGGAAUUCGGCUAUACAAUGCACUGAAAGCCAGGUCUGUUAGGCCCCGUUUAACAAUCUAUGUCUGUCAGGAGCCAUUAAGGAGCGUACAACUGGAAAGACAAGAUGCAGGCAACGGUGAUAGCAGCAAUGGUGCAAUAUAUGUUUAUCAUGCAAUCUACUUAGAAGAAAUGGCAGCCUCAGAAGUCACACGCAAGCUUGCUUUGGCAUUUAAUAUUCCUUUGCAUCAGAUCAACCAGGUUUACAGACAGGGUCCCACUGGUAUCCACAUUCUUGUUAGUGAUCAGAUGGUUCAAAACUUUCAAGAUGAGAGUUGUUUCUUAUUCACCACAAUAAAAGCUGAAAAUGGUGAAGGCUUCCAUAUAAUUUUGAAGUGAUGUCACAUGAUCGCUAGACAUAUUCCAAUGCAGAAUGAAGUCCUGCCUAAAGAUUAUGAAGAUCAUCCAAAAACUUCGGAUCUAACUUCACUGUAUAAGAUGUUUCAUAUUGAAAACACAAGAUGACCUACCUUUCAAAUGAGCUGUUUGAUAAGUGAACUUCUUUAUCACUGCUAUAGCUAAGUGUCCUCAUGAGAGGUAUAAUGCCAUGACAGCUUAUGUACAGGCAUGGAAGACAAUGUAAGCAAAGGUGCUUGCCCUUUACUGAAAUAAGGCAAAUUAUGGCCAGUAGAUACAGUUUCUAGAAGUGAAGCGCUAUUGCUUUUCUGUUACCUGUAUCCAGUUGGAGAUGAAUGUAAACUUAUUUGAGGGCAUUUACCUUUCUGUGCCAGUUUGUCUAUUACUUGCUUGUACCUUAUGCUGAUUUUAUUUGUUGAUGUCAGCAGAGCACAUAUUAAUCUGUGUGGAAAUGAGCAGUUAAGCUGAUAGUGAUCAGGUUGUUGGGUCUUUGAGAGUAAAGCUGUCAAAACAGCUUCCAUGUAAAUUGUUUAUAAGAGCGUAUGUAAGAAGUGUAAAUGCCAGAAUAGGGCUUUUAAGAAGUCCUAGCCAGAUGCAAUAUAUGCAUGCAGCAAACUGCAUUAUCAGUAGUACCUUAUUGGACGGAUUAAUAUAAAUCCUAUGGGGUACCAAGUAAUUGUGUUUUGCUUUAACAAAUUUAAUGGAAAAGAAUCACCUAUGCAUCCUUUAUUUUUAGUUUCCUAGAUUCUCUGCAGAGCACUGCUGCAGUUUAACUCUUUGCUUGUAACGUUGUGAGUUUAAAAAUACUAGCAGUGAGAGGUGGAUUUUAUGACUUAUGGAAUUAUGCUCUUGAGGGAACUUGACCCACUGGCACCAAGGGGCUAUCAUUGCUUUCAGCAUCAAGUAAAUUGCUUAAAAAUUGCUUAAGAAACACUAAAUAAUGCACCCUUUAAGUCUCCUUACCAGCAGGUAAAACCUUGCUGAAGUCACUAUUAUGAACAAUUAUCUUACCUUUUCUGUUGACUCUUUGCCCUCAGAUGCAUACUGUAAAACUGUUACAGUGCCUCUACCAUAUGACCAAAUAUUUACUUUACUUUGAACCAGAAAAUGUGCUUUUUCAAUAUUUUGGAUAUUUCUAGUAAAGACAUGGCACAGCAUUUCCUAUGUUAACAUUGUUUCAACUGUUUUAGGUACUCAAAGGGGAAUACUUCAAAAGGUAUUAAGUGACAGUUUCAUACCUGUCAUUUUGUGCCUUUGAAAGUUUCCACCUUGAUCUCUGGCUUAAAAGCUUGGGAAUAGUUUGCUUUUUAUGCUGCAGUGUUCAUUGUGAACAGCUACUACAGCAUAUAAAAAAGCAACUUUGAUUUUUCAUUCCCUCUUUCAUAACUGGCUCAAGUGCUUAGAAGAAAAGCUUCUUAAACCUGGCAUUUUGAAAAUUUAAAUUCAUCGAAGCUAAAGUUUUUCCUAUUUUUAUUUUUUUCUGCACUGAAAGUAACAUUUUCUGUACUUAAACUUUUCUGCCUAUAAGUUGUUCAUACUCGGGUAUUGUUUGGUCCUAGUAUUUUUCUUGAACUGACAAUUGUCUUCUCAGCUCGUACCAUAUUCAAAUCCAAAUGUUUUAUGAAAGGUUGAUUGGAAAGUAUCCAAAUAUCUAAUUUUAAAGAAUAUUGAAAGUUGUACAGUAGUUUGUCCAGCUCACUUGAAAUUGGAAUUAAAUUAUGGCACCAGCAAAUUGCUUUUGUUUUUUAAUAAGAUGUACACAUUUCAAUUUAAGUAUAAUAAAUGUUUUUCAAUAA
Cygnus olor (mute swan) is the source of this 3584-nucleotide messenger RNA. RefSeq names its product upstream binding protein 1 (gene UBP1). NCBI's taxonomy places the organism in Eukaryota, Metazoa, Chordata, Aves, Anseriformes, Anatidae. The transcript has 17 exons. The record is from RefSeq and is a predicted model, not a curated record. Gene Ontology annotation, biological process: regulation of transcription by RNA polymerase II. Gene Ontology annotation, cellular component: nucleus. The coding region runs from base 112 to 1770 and encodes 552 amino acids. Gene Ontology annotation, molecular function: RNA polymerase II cis-regulatory region sequence-specific DNA binding; DNA-binding transcription activator activity, RNA polymerase II-specific.